AUGGAAACGCAGGCCAUAAUUAUUAGCAUCCGCGUCUUCAAAAUGAGCAUACAAAAGGUUAUCGAAGAAAAAAUAAGCUUAGCCUUGAAGCCCACAUUUCUAGAGUUGGUGGAUAAGUCCUGUGGCUGCGGAACUUCCUUCGAUGCAGUCAUAGUGUCAAGCAACUUUGACAAUAAGAGGUUGCUGGACAGACAUAGAAUUGUGAAUGACGUGAUUAAAAAUGAAUUACCCAACAUACAUGCGUUUUCUAUGAAAUGUCACACACCCACGGAGUUUAACAAAUUGAAGAGCAGCCAAACAUGA
This is a messenger RNA of Plasmodium fragile, 303 nucleotides long. RefSeq lists its product as uncharacterized. Gene Ontology annotation, cellular component: cytosol; nucleus. The record is from RefSeq and is a predicted model, not a curated record. Bases 1 to 303 code for a protein of 100 amino acids. The transcript is spliced from 3 exons. Gene Ontology annotation, biological process: intracellular iron ion homeostasis. Gene Ontology annotation, molecular function: 2 iron, 2 sulfur cluster binding. Lineage: Eukaryota; Apicomplexa; Aconoidasida; Haemosporida; Plasmodiidae.